UUCAGGUCGCAUUCUUCCGACGAAAUGCGAAUAGUAAUUCAUCACCUACAUGUUAUUUAGACCGCCAUGACGCUCAUCUAAUCUCCCCACCUCUCGGUCUCCCCUCUCCCACCUCCUCUCCGCUCGCGACCGAGCCCUUGUCCCUUCCGUGCAAGACCUGGUCCCCACCAGUCACGCAGAGCUUUUCAGGUUUGCACGACACGAGAACAUGCGGUCUGCGCUCGCCCUGCUUGCAGCCAUCUCCCCCGUGCUUGCAGGGGUGCAGGAGGUAUGGUGGAACAUCACCUACGUCCUCAACGCCAACCCGGACGGCCUUCAACCGCGCCGGGUUAUCGGUAUCAACGGUACAUGGCCGCCGCCGGCAGUUGAUAUACAAUCGACGGACGACCUGCUCGUCCAUGCGUACAACUCUCUCGACCAGCCCAUGACCCUUCACCACCACGGCAUGUUUUUCAACUCGACGUCGUGGAUGGAUGGCGCGCUCGCCAUUUCUCAGUGUGGUGUCCCGCCCGGCCAGAGCUUUGACUACACCGUCCCAAUCUCGAGCAAUGGCCAAUGGGGUACAUACUGGGUACACUCACACGCAGGAGGCCAAUAUGUCGAUGGUUUGCGCGCGCCGGUGGUUAUCCACCCACCACAGGAGAAGUACCAGUAUGAUGAGGAGUUUACCGUCGUCCUCGGAGACUGGUACCACGAUGAGCACGCAGUUCUCUUGAAGCAGUUUAUCAGCAUCGCGAAUCCUGGUGGCGCUGAGCCAGUGCCGAACUCUGCGCUUAUCUAUUUCGCCCAGAACGCGACAUAUCUUGGCCCUAUUUCUGGCACGCACCCCGACUCUGUCACGGCUGCUGUUGGUUUCAACGAUAACGCAACUCUGCCGUUCCAGCCCGGCAAAACCUACCGUCUUCGCGUCGUAAAUACUUCGGCAUUCGCGAUGUUCUACUUCUGGAUUGAUGGCCACGACAUGCGCAUCAUCGAGGCCGACGGUACUGACGUUGAGGAGUCGCCCAUCGACCUGCUCACCGUCACUGUCGCCCAGCGCUACUCCAUCCUGGUCACUGCGCGCAACGACACCUCGCAGAAUUGGAUGAUCCACGCCAACAUGGACACGGACAUGUUCGACACUGUCCCGCUGACGCUGAACCCAAACAUCACCUCGUCCGUCACCUACGACUCGUCCAACUCCGUCACCGACCUGGGCACGAUCGACGCCUACAGUGACGUGGACGACAUCGCCCUCGUCCCGCUCGUCGUCGAGCCCAUGCUCCCUUCGACUAGGACCAUCCCGCUUACGCUCUCCUUCGACACCAUGGACGACGGCACCAACCGCGCCAUGUUCAAUGGCCAGACGUUCGUCUCUCCACUUGUACCUACGGUCAUGUCCGAGAUGUCGCUCGGUGCGAACGCUACCGUCGCCCAGGCGUAUGGCCCUUUCUCCUUCGUUUUGAACCACCUUGAGGUCUUCGACAUCCUCCUGCAGAACAGCGACACCGGCAAGCACCCUUUCCACCUGCACGGACACAAGUUCCAGAUCGUCCAGCGUUCGCUCGACUACACCUCCUCCGACCCGACGCUCAACCCGCCGAUCAACGAGAGCCAGACGAACCCCAUGCGGCGCGACACCGUCCAGCUGCCGGCGGGCGAGGGCGUCGUGCUGCGCGUCGUCGCAGAUAACCCCGGCGCGUGGAUCUUCCACUGCCACAUCGAGUGGCACCUCGAGGCCGGGCUCGCGGUGACGCUCAUCGAGGCGCCGCUGCAGGCGCAGGAGCGCAACGCGAUCCCGGACGUCAUGUUCCAGCAGUGCGCCGCGCUCGGCAUGCCGUCGAGCGGGAACGCCGCGGGCCACCCCACGAGCGACCUCCUCGACCUGUCCGGCUGGACGCUCGGCCCGUUCCAGCAGGUCCUCGGCUGGCGCCCCAAGGGCAUCGUCGCGAUGACCGGCUGCGUGCUCACCGCCGUCAUCGGCAUGCUCACCGUCACGUGGUACUCGCUCGGCGGGCACAUCUCGGAGGAGGAGAUGGAGCACGAGGUGCGCAUGCAGCAGGAGGCGAAGCUGCGGCGGGGCAAGUUCUUCGGGCUCAUCAAGCCCAAGAACUAGGUUGUCGCCUGUUGGUGUCGGAAAGGAUGCGCUGGGCUGAAAGUGCUGUCCACAACACUAUCUUAUUUAACUUUGUAUGACAGGAUUUUAUGAGUAUUGCAGAGCGCUUUGAGACUGCUGUCCUGUGCGAUCUUCAGGCUCGAGCAAGAUUUGCCGAAACGGGCGGCUCUGAGCGCACGGCGCAUCACUGGCGCCCGAUGCGCCCUUCCGGUCUGGCGCGAUUCGACACUGCAGAACUCUGACAUGUCCUACGCUUUCCUCUGCACUCUCUAAUGCCUGCACGAGACUCGGUUGACAUACUGGCACUUGUGAACCUCCUGUACCUUAGACUCAUUGCAAGUUUCCUCUAGUCUGCAUCCAGAAUCCCUGUAACGACGUCGUGAUUUAUGCCGGUUUCUCGGAGGAAGAGGUGUGUCAAUAGCGGCAGUUAGCAUACGCGUCCCGCGGCAUUACAACAUUCCUCGCGAUCCUCGUUCCAGAGAUGUGCACAACAGCCGCUAGAUGCCGGAAGUACG
This is a messenger RNA of Phanerochaete carnosa HHB-10118-sp, 2610 nucleotides long. RefSeq lists its product as uncharacterized. The record is from RefSeq and is a predicted model, not a curated record. Bases 209 to 2095 code for a protein of 628 amino acids. Lineage: Eukaryota; Fungi; Basidiomycota; Agaricomycetes; Polyporales; Phanerochaetaceae. Gene Ontology annotation, biological process: cellular response to iron ion starvation; reductive iron assimilation. The transcript is spliced from 6 exons. Gene Ontology annotation, cellular component: high-affinity iron permease complex. Gene Ontology annotation, molecular function: copper ion binding; ferroxidase activity.